Molecule: messenger RNA, 886 nt
Organism: Blepharisma stoltei
Lineage: Eukaryota; Ciliophora; Heterotrichea; Heterotrichida; Blepharismidae
Source: the annotation of a GenBank genome assembly
AUGGACCGAGGUUCUGGCUAUGACAGCGACUUUCCAUCUGCCAAAGAUAUAAAAGACAGUAUGUCUACAAUCUUUAAAAUAGAUCUAAAGAAUACAUUUGCUAAGGGUAUGAGACUCUCACAACAAGCACAGUAAUGGUUUAUAUAGAAAAACAAAAAGGCUCAUCGAAAAUGAAGCUUUGGCUGGCAUUGAUUCUAAGGAAAAAGCAUUCCAAUUCAGAAAAAUCAUAAGAGAAUUUUUAGUAUGAAUCCACAAGUCAAAGGCCGUCACAAUUUCUGACAUCCAAUUCUGGGAAUGGAUCAAAUCAAUCAACGCUGAAAAUUCACAUAAAGACAGAGAUUUUAAAGCUACUUGUGCCGAUUUUAUCGAGAAGCUUUUGAGCAACCAUCAGUUUAGAGUAAUAAUGCAGGUAUGGAUGACUGAAUACGAAAAAACGUUGGAUGAUGGAGAAGAAAAUAUGAAGACAAAAGUCAUUUUGGAAUAUAUAAAACAAAGAAUCAGAAAAGAUACCCAAAGUACAGUAAAUAAUAAAAAAAGGUGCAUUGAAUUGUGUGCCUUUAAGAUAUUUUACCUGGUAAAUAUUUUAUAUAUUAUGAUUUAAUUUUUUUAAAAAAUUUUUGGAAAUUCAGCAAAAAAUGUUUUUCAUGAAGAGAAAAAAAUAAACCUAGAAUUGCAAGCAGCUCCAGAAAGAAGAGACUGCGAAAUUCAAACAGAAGUUUCGGAUGAAGCCGAACAAUCUAUAGAUGAGCUUAAUAAAGAGCUCGAAAGCAAAACAACAAUUCUUACCUUGAUGAAGAAAAAUUUUAGGGACCAAGAAAAAAUGAUUGAGACUUUAAAGAAAAAAAUUGAAAGCAUCGCAGGAAAGACUUACGAAAGUGAUUCUUAA